GCAGAUUUCCCUGCGGUUCGUACUUGCGACGGCCGUCGGAUAUACUGCCGAAGGAGUUCCAGACAGUGUACAAGACGAAAACCAUAAGCUCUAUGUGCAUGCAUCUGCGCGAGGGUGCGCUGCUUCAGGCGUGAGCGGCGAUGGGCGAGAUCGAGGGCACUUACCGCACCCUGCAGACUCCCGGUACCAGGUUGGGGGCCCAGUUCAACGCCGGCAUCAGCACCCUGGAGCCCGGCCAGAGCCUAAGCACCGCCAUGGGAAGUGGGGGCAAAGUUCACAGCCGCGGGCUGCAGCUGCGCGUGCUCGGACUGGACGACGCCCAGGAGUUCUACGACCUGGAGACUAAGGCUGAUGGACAGGUCCUCCUGAUUGAAGUCUUCCGCCGGUGCAAUCUCAUUGAGAGCGAUUACUUUGGCCUGGAGUUUCAGAACAUGCAGAUGAAUUGGGUAUGGCUGGAGCCGACAAAGCUCGUGGUCAGGCAAGUGAGAAGGCCUGUGAACACACUCUUUAGACUCUCAGUGAAGUUCUUUCCCCCAGACCCUGGCCAGCUGCAGGAGGAGUACACCAGGUACCUGUUCUCUCUGCAGAUGAAGAGGGAUCUGAUAGAAGGGAGGCUCACCUGCACGGAGAACACUGGUGCGCUUCUGGCCUCUCACCUGGUGCAGUCGGAGAUCGGCGACUAUGACGACGUGGCGGACCGAGAGUACCUGAAGAUGAACAAGCUGCUGCCCUAUCAGGAGCGCGUACAGGAGAAGAUCAUGGAGCUGCACCGGCGACACCUUGGUCAGACUCCCGCAGAGUCGGACUUCCAGGUGCUGGAGAUUGCCCGGAAGCUGGAGAUGUACGGCGUGCGGUUCCACCCGGCGGCCGACCGUGAGGGCACCAAGAUCAACCUGUCUGUAGCCCACAUGGGCCUGCAGGUGUUCCAGGGCAACACGAAAAUCAACACCUUCAACUGGUCAAAGAUCCGUAAGCUGAGCUUCAAAAGGAAGCGGUUCCUCAUUAAACUCCACCCGGAAGUACAUGGCCCUCACCAGGACACACUAGAGUUCCUGAUGGCCAGCAGGGACCAGUGUAAGAUCUUCUGGAAGAACUGCGUGGAGCACCACUCCUUCUUCCGCCUAUACGAUCAGCCACAGCCCAAGGCCAAAGCCAUCCUCUUCAGCCGAGGAUCCUCCUUCAGAUACAGUGGGCGCACGCAGAAGCAACUGGUGGAGUAUGUGAGGGACAGCGGAGCGCGAAGGACUCCAUACCAGAGGAGGAACAGCAAGAUCCGCAUGUCUGCCCGAUCCCUAGCAGCUGAUUUCCCUAAACAGAGCCUGUCCUUCAACGACAGCCUGCGUCUCCCCGGCUCUCCUGCGUCGGCCACCGUCUCCUUCCACUCCCUGCCCAUCAGCGGUGGCUCUCCCCUGCGCCUGGAGCCCCAGACCCAGCUGCAGCAGCCGCACCACAGCCCGCCUGCCUUCCCGCACAGCCAGCAGCUCCAGCACCAGCAGCUCCACUUCCAGCAGCAGCAGCAGCAGCCUGCCCGGCCCCCCAGCCCCCCGACGGAGGACCCGGUCAAGGCCGCCGCCACCUCGCCCCCGUCCCACUACGCCUUCCAAGAUUCCUCCACCAUGGACAGCCCCCUGCUCUCGCCCUUCAGCCCCAAGGGUCCCCUCUGCAUGUCGCCCUCCUUCCAGAUGUCCACGCUGAGUCUGCCCGGUCAGGCGCCCUCGCCCCUGCAGAGCCCCAUCCUAAGCGAGGUGGGCAGUGCCAGGCUAGACGAGGACGAUGAGGGCAGGAGGAAGAGAUUUCCCACUGAUAAGGCCUACUUCAUUGCCAAAGAGAUUCUGACCACAGAGAGGACCUAUCUAAAAGACCUGGAGGUCAUCACUGUGUGGUUCCGCAGUGCUGUGAUCAAAGAGAACGCCAUGCCUGAGGGCCUCAUGACUCUGCUCUUCUCCAACAUCGACCCCAUCUACGAGUUCCACCGGGGCUUCCUCAAGGAGAUCGACCAGAGGCUGGCUCUCUGGGAAGGGCGCUCGAACGCACACGUGAAGGGCGACUACCAGAGAAUCGGGGAUGUCAUGCUGAGGAACAUGAGUGCAUUGAAGGAGUUCACCAGCUACCUGCAGAAGCACGACGAGGUGCUUACGGAGCUGGAGAAGGCCACCAAGCGUCUGAAGAAGCUGGAGACGGUCUACAAGGAGUUUGAGCUGCAGAAGGUGUGCUACCUGCCGCUCAACACCUUCCUGCUCAAGCCCAUCCAGCGCCUCAUGCACUACAAGCUCAUCCUGGAGCGCCUGUGCAAGCACUACACGCCCGAGCACCGCGACCACGACGACUGCAAGGAAGCGUUGAAGGACGUGGCUGAGAUCGCAGCCCAGCUCCAGAGCAGUCUCAUCCGGCUGGAGAACUUCCAGAAGCUCACAGAGCUGCAGAGAGACCUGAUCGGCAUUGAGAAUCUCACAGCCCCUGGCAGGGAGUUCAUUCGUGAGGGGUGUCUGUACAAGCUCACGAAGAAAGGCCUGCAACAGAGGAUGUUCUUCCUGUUCUCCGACAUGCUCCUGUACACCAGUAAAGGGGUGACGGCCACCAACCAGUUCAAAGUGCACGGCCAGCUGCCUCUGCAUGGCAUGAUUCUCAUUGUGUUGGAUGCGCCGGUUGAGGAGAGUGAGAACGAGUGGUCCGUGCCCCACUGCUUCACCAUCUACUCUGCCCAGAGGACCAUCGUGGUGGCAGCCAGUUCCAAAGUGGAGAUGAACAAGUGGAUUGAGGACCUGAACAUGGCGAUCGACAUGGCUAAGAAAUCUCAGGAGAAGUCAGACCUCUUCCUGGAGUCUGGCCUAUCGGAUCGCUCUAACAGGUCAUCCGACGAGGUGUCUCUGGAGCAGGAGUCGGAGGAUGACAUGAACUCCUCCCAUAGCUCUCUGGAUAAGCAGACCCACCACCGUGCCAACACCACCAUGCACGUGUGCUGGCAUCGCAACACCAGCGUGUCCAUGUCUGACCACAGCCUGGCCGUGGAGAACCAGCUCUCUGGCUACCUCUUGAGGAAAUUCAAGAACAGCAAUGGAUGGCAGAAGCUUUGGGUGGUGUUCACCAACUUUUGCCUCUUCUUUUAUAAGACACACCAGGAUGACUUCCCACUGGCCAGUCUCCCGUUGCUAGGUUACACAGUCAGCACCCCUGGGGAGACUGACAGCAUCCACAAAGAGUAUGUCUUCAAGCUGCAGUUCAAGUCCCACGUCUACUUUUUCCGGGCAGAGAGCGAAUACACUUUUGAAAGGUGGAUGGAGGUGAUCAAGAGUGCGGCCAGUUCCACGGGCAGGAUGAGCCUCCUGAUCCCCAAGGGCCCCACAGAGAUGAACGGGAACUAAGCAGAGCAGACUGGAGCUGAGCUUCUGGAGCUGGGGGCUGGGCCUCGCAGACUCCCUGGAGAACCUGUUGUUGUUGUUGUUGUUGUUGUUGUUUAUGAUUAUUGGUUAUUUUCCUGCUCCUACUUAUGGCUUUUUUUUGUUAAUUUACUAUUGAUUGAUGUGAGGGGUAGGCUUAGGAGCACAGGAAUUGGGAGAGGAGUGGACUACACGAAACCGGCAGAACGUUUUCCUUUCACAUUCUCCAUCUGUAUGUCUUCCUCUUGUCUUUGAUCUCGUCUUGACCUUCGUCUCGAUCAUAACCCGUUAACCAUUCUGGUACAGUCCAGGAAUCUGGCUGUGAGGUGGCAGUCACUGUCCUGGUUUCCCACUUCCAUGAGAAGUACUGCCUCUGAGUUUCUGCUAAAGAGGAUAAGUCAGUUGACCUUUAAAAGCUAUUAGGAAGGUUUCAACAUAUCCAAAGACUUAACAUUAAAUUGAGAUUAAUUAAUAAAUAGGCAGCCAACUGAUCCAUGUUUUGUUGUUUGUCAGUGUUCGCUAAUCUCAAGCAGAGAUCCAAUUGGGGUAUCUCUGUGGCUGUACAAAGGGUUUUUAAGGACAGUUGUUUCUUGAACAAGGAUUAGAAUGUCCUUGGAUGUUGAGCCUCUUUUAUUGUCAUGCUCAUUGUUAGAGGGGGAAUUAGCAGUUGCUUUAAGCAGUGGUGGCUGUAUUAAUUUUACCUUUUACCUUUUUAUUACCAUCUAGAUGUGAGCAGCUUGCUCGAGCAGAGCCAGGUAUAGUGUGGAUACAAAGGUACUCGCUGGGGAGAUGAAGGACUUGGCACAAAGGGACACUUGAAGGGGACUGUGAAGUGAAAUGAUGGAAGGGACACCUAUGAAGGUGUUCUGUGGCUGGGUUGAUACACCCAGAUAGUACAGUGGGUGUCUGAUUGUCGGUCAGGGAACAGAGCAUAGAAGGCACUAGAAAGACGACUUGGUCCAGAACUAGAUGCAAGACUGGGCAAUGGAACUCAAGGCUAGUUUGGCAUGUUGAUAAAGAUGCCUGAAAGUGUACAGUCUCUCAUCUCCUUAGAGCUUGAAAAAGAAGUCUACGGUGCUCUCUGUAAGACCUCAGAAAGUGUAUGAGCCAGCUCCAGACCAGAGGCAAUUGUGGCAAGUCACCAAUGGUGCUCUGUGUUCCUUGACACUCUGAACACCUGACACCUUUGCACACCUUCUGUUAUGAACUGUUGUGAUGUGUGAAAUAUGGUGAUCUUUACAACUUGGCAAUAUUUCUGUCAUUGCUUUCCAAAGUCAAAAUGAGAAAAUAUUUUAGGGGAAAGGUUUUGAUAUGUUUAACUUGUUAACUGUUACUGUUUGGGCCCACCUCUUGAUGUGGAAUUAAAGGGAUAUUGAUGGAAUGUGUUUUUAUAUAUUAUUUAGAUACUUAACACAUUCAUGUAUCAUCUGUCUGACAUAUUUUAACACAGGGGCAUUGUAAUACUUAUGAUUGGAGCUGUGUAAUCCUAGUGACGAUGGGUUAAUUGUAUUAUUGGGGUACGAAGUUGAAUGGUUUAAGCAUUAGGAGGCUGUCUAGCAAUAUUCCUGAGUGCCUCCAGGGGCACUGUAAUAACAGUAUUCACUUGUGUUUCUUCAUCCCUGAUGCAUUUAAGCUAUUUCAGUAACUGUUUUGAAGCCAGUCUUUGUCAUUUCGGUUCUCUCCAUUUGUCUCUCGUAAUGUCCUGCCUUGGUAUAUGGACUCGAGCGAAGCCACAUUUCCUAUUACUUUGAGGCGUUACUUUUGGUGUGGUCAGCCUGUCCACGCUGGGAUACAAACAGGUUUACGUCUUAAUUUUAUUUAGCUUUUUCUUCCAGAAAGGAAAAACCAGACUGAACCCAUUUUAGUCUUGGUCAAAAAGGUUUUAUGUAGGUGAUGGUCAAUCAGUUUCAGUAUAUUUUGUAUAUUCAGCAGUAUGGCAGUGUUUGAAAGUGAAGCUUAGCCUUCUUUAUUGGCUGAAAUUUAUAUAUAUAUUUAACCCUGUGCAUAAUGGUACUGGUCACUGUAGGUCUGACUGUCCUGCAUCUUCAGCGGGCAUUAGAGAGAGCGCGCGAGAGAGAGUGUGAGAGUGUGUGUGUGUGUGUGUGUGUGUAUGUGUGCAAACGAGGGAAUGCUUUAGAUCCUGGUACCACAGGGCCCCCUGUAGUCCUAAAGUGCACUGAGAGGGGCAGGGGCUCUCUUUGUUUUGUACAUUUUGUAUUGAGGACUGGAAUCUCUUGGCUCUCCCUCACUGGCAGAGGAGGGGCAAAACCCCUGCAUUUCAUUUGAUCCCCUUUUCCCGUUAACCCUUUCUGCUCGCUGCCUCACAUCACACGAAUAAGGCCCAUGUGGAAAAACAGGGGGGAGGAGGCGUCUCCAAGCCCAUUGUCGUCUGAUUAGUUUCUCUUUGUUUGUUUGGAGAACUUACACAGUUUGUUUCCUAAAGGCGAAAGCCACAAGUCUGUCAAAUGAUCCGGUAAAGGUGAAGAUGGGCAUGCCAUCUCCCCCAAUUGGGCUUGGCUUGACGGAUCAUCUCUCCGUCAAAGUCCCAUACCCCUGCCUCUCCCCACAUCCUUGUUGUACACUAUGUUACUUUCUAUUUAUUAUGUAGCAUGUUGCCGGAGUCCUGCUACUCCUGAACACCUUGCAUGUAGUCAUGACCGUGUUAUUGCAUUGAAAGGAUAACAAAAUAAAGUCCAAAACUGGUAA
Sardina pilchardus (European sardine) is the source of this 6083-nucleotide messenger RNA. It is a transcript of the gene farp2, whose product is annotated as FERM, RhoGEF and pleckstrin domain protein 2. Gene Ontology annotation, molecular function: cytoskeletal protein binding; guanyl-nucleotide exchange factor activity. The record is from RefSeq and is a predicted model, not a curated record. Gene Ontology annotation, cellular component: cytoskeleton. Bases 141 to 3362 code for a protein of 1073 amino acids. Lineage: Eukaryota; Metazoa; Chordata; Actinopteri; Clupeiformes; Clupeidae. The transcript has 28 exons.